Molecule: messenger RNA, 1179 nt
Organism: Phytophthora infestans T30-4
Lineage: Eukaryota; Oomycota; Peronosporomycetes; Peronosporales; Peronosporaceae
Exons: 1
Coding region: 185-1144 (319 amino acids)
Cellular component (GO): fungal-type vacuole membrane
Source: RefSeq, a predicted model, not a curated record
CUGAGACAUGAACGAGCACGAGAUACAAGAAGCCACGUCGCCUAGUUCCCAGACACCGUACUGUGAUCCGUCAUCGGUUCGACUUCAUGACGGCACUGGCGUGAAGGAGAUGAAAGAGGGUGAAAGUCACGAAGCUCUUCUCGGACCGGACGACAAACCACUCAAAACGUUUCUGUGCUGGCACAUGACCAAGAGGCAGCGGAUUCUCGUCAUCCUCGGACUGGUCCUAUUACUACUCGUAGUACUACUCCUCAUAACUAGGUUCGCCAUAAUCCCUGCCAUUGCCCGACACUACGCUAACAGCGUGCAAAUGACGCUUAACUCCAUGGAUAUCGUGGAUAUUCCGGACAGCAAGACCCUCACGGUCGAUAUCAACGUGAACAUCCAGCACAAAGUGGGCGUGUCCGCUACCACAGACAACACAACAGUCUCACUACUCUUCGAUGGCGCCGUAUUUGCCACACUACCAUUCCCAGGACUAGACAUUAACACUGGAUUUCAAGACUAUAACAUCACCAUUGCCACCGAUAUGCCCCUCACAGACCUCGACGUCUUCAACGCCAUGACUGUCGCUCUCAUGAACGAAGCCGAAGUCACUUUAACAGCCACUGCAUCUCUUGAUAUCCGUGCAUUGGGAAUGUCUUUUGACAAUGACUUCAAACGAGACUUGCCACUCGAGGGCUUCGGCGAUUUUACUGAGCCGGAGCCUGUGAUCGAACACAUAGAGCUCACUAAGUGCACGCCAUCCGAGUAUCUACUCAACAUUAACGUAACUUUGGAUAACACGGCGCGAGUGGGACUGGACGGCAUUGGUGCGCUCAACAUGAGUCUGUACUAUGAACAACAAUAUUUGGGCUACGCGUUGUCACAGAAGCCCGAGUUGGGCAUCCCUCGCGGCGUGAGCGACCAGUUCUUCCUCAUCACAAUAGACGCCGAAGAUGUCUCGAUUUCCAGCAUGAUCAUCUCUGCUUUGGCUUCCAGCACGCAGUUCUACAUCGUCGGGAAUAACCCGUACGCCACGACGCACAGUCAGUUCCUUGAGGCACUGAGCAAUGUCAACAUGAGCGUGCCAUCAAGUAGCGGCUCACUCACCAACAUGAACAUUGGCUCAUCGUGCAACCUACUGACGCUACUAGCCGGUUAAUUACAAUAAGAAAUAGCGCAAAAACUAUUAUCUGC